Messenger RNA from Tripterygium wilfordii, 1316 nucleotides. RefSeq names its product sphingolipid delta(4)-desaturase DES1-like. Gene Ontology annotation, biological process: ceramide biosynthetic process. Gene Ontology annotation, molecular function: sphingolipid delta-4 desaturase activity. The transcript is spliced from 2 exons. Gene Ontology annotation, cellular component: membrane. Bases 144 to 1139 code for a protein of 331 amino acids. Lineage: Eukaryota; Viridiplantae; Streptophyta; Magnoliopsida; Celastrales; Celastraceae. The record is from RefSeq and is a predicted model, not a curated record.
CUCGGCAUUCAAAACCAAAAAAAAGAGAGUUAUCCAAGUCAUAGCCUCUCUCUCCCUCCCUCUUUAAUAAUUCACAAAUAUCAAACAUCCUGUUGCAGAAGAAGCAAAAAUACCGGGAGAGAAAAGGAGGCGAAGAAAUAGAGAUGGGGAGAGGGGAAGAGAGAGAUGAGGAGGAGGAAGGUGUAAUGGCAACCGACUUCUUCUGGUCCUACACAGACGAGCCUCACGCUUCCAGGAGGCGCCAAAUCCUCUCUCAGUACCCUCAAAUCAGAGACCUCUUUGGCCCUGACCCUUGGGCAUUCCUCAAGAUUGCCGUGGCUGUUUUACUACAGCUUUGGGUUGCUACGUUGCUUUGCAAUGCAGGCUGGUUGAAGAUAUUGGUGAUCGCCUAUUGCUUUGGAUCUUUUCUGAACCAUAAUCUUUUCUUAGCAAUACAUGAGCUCAGCCACAAUUUAGCCUUCUCAACUCCAGUCUAUAACCGUUGGCUAGGGAUGUUUGCUAACCUACCCAUUGGUGUGCCUAUGUCUGUUACUUUUCAAAAGUAUCACCUUGAGCACCAUCGCUUCCAAGGAGUAGAUGGCAUAGAUAUGGACGUCCCAAGCCACACAGAAGCCCAUCUUGUGACGAAUGCCGUCGCAAAAUCUAUAUGGGUUAUCCUCCAACUCUUUUUCUAUGCCUUCCGACCUCUUUUUCUCAAACCAAAGCCACCUGGUUAUUGGGAGUUCAUCAAUUUCUCAAUUCAGAUCGCUCUCGAUGUCACCGUGGUUUAUUUUUGGGGGUGGAAAUCUUUUGCUUAUUUGAUCCUCUCCACUUUUGUUGGGGGUGGGAUGCACCCAAUGGCUGGUCACUUCAUUUCAGAGCACUACGUAUUUAAGCCGGACCAAGAAACAUAUUCAUACUAUGGUCCCCUCAAUCUUCUAACAUGGAGUGUAGGGUACCACAAUGAGCAUCAUGAUUUCCCAAGAAUCCCUGGGAGCAAACUUUACAAGGUGAAGGAGAUUGCACCAGAAUACUACGAUGGUUUAGCGUCGUACAAAUCUUGGAGCCAGGUCAUAUACAUGUAUAUUAUGGACCGGACAGUUGGACCCUUUAGCCGAAUGAAGAGGAAGGUAUCAAAUACUGCAAAGAAAUCUGAAUAGGUGUUUGAAGCUGAGUUGUUUUUUUUUCUCCCUCCAUUUAUUUGUUCCUUCUUUUCCUGGUCAUGGUGGGUUGCUCUUUUCCUUUUCCUUUUCAUAUUUUUAUACUAUUUGUAUUAUCUUCAAAGAACCAUUUUAGCUGUAAUUUAGACUGGAAAAGCGAGCUAAACUUUUCAUGAA